AUGGCAUCAGACAAAGAUGUACGACCUAGAUUUGAAGAAACAACUGGUAACAAGACUGCACGGAAGAUCAGAGAAAACCCCAUGGUACCGAUAGGCAUGGCUGGAUUUUUUGCUGCUGUUGUAUAUGGAAUCAGAAACUAUAAGAAAAGACCCAAAACGAUGACUUUAUCCAUGUACAUAAUGCGGUUCCGAGUGUUUGCCCAGAGUAUAGCUGUGGGAGCCAUGGGCCUGGGCAUUGGCUAUGCAAUCUUGAGGGAACAGUUCAAACCCACAGAAAACCCUGAGGAGGCAAAGAAGAAGAAAACCUAA
Candidula unifasciata is the source of this 309-nucleotide messenger RNA. The record is from the annotation of a GenBank genome assembly. NCBI's taxonomy places the organism in Eukaryota, Metazoa, Mollusca, Gastropoda, Stylommatophora, Geomitridae.